Stylophora pistillata is the source of this 3775-nucleotide messenger RNA. Its product is annotated as transient receptor potential cation channel subfamily A member 1. The record is from RefSeq and is a predicted model, not a curated record. Gene Ontology annotation, cellular component: cytoplasm; transmembrane transporter complex; membrane. Lineage: Eukaryota; Metazoa; Cnidaria; Anthozoa; Scleractinia; Pocilloporidae. Gene Ontology annotation, molecular function: monoatomic ion channel activity; protein binding. Gene Ontology annotation, biological process: monoatomic ion transmembrane transport; innate immune response.
AUGAGGGGAUUUCCUCUAACUAAAUCUCAACUCGCUGGUGAGAGCGAUGUUUUUGUUUUCUUAUACACAGAGAACACCUGAAGCACUAUAUUAAGACCAACCACAGGCCACAAACUAACUCGUGACGUUUGCAAAACAAAGCUUGGCUCGAUAAUUUAUCUCCCGGACAGACAUUACGAACGGUAAAAUGAUAGAAGAUCCGGAGUACAUUAAAUUGGAAGGCCUGAUCACGAAUGAUCAAGACAUGUCUCUGCGCAAAUCUCUUCUCAGUGGAAGAACUUCGCGAAGAAUAUCUGAUAAUUCAACGACCGAAAACUCUCUUCAACAAAGCAUUCAAGAAACUGUGGAGCGAAACCCAUGCAAGCGGAUCAGCCUACAUCAGGCAUGUAAAGAUGGUCUGGCAGAUGCAGUUGAGAGGCUGAUCACAGCAAAUCCUUCGGUUUGUAAUGAAUACGACAAAGAUGGAAUGGCACCUCUCCAUCAUGCGGCUAGAGGAAAUUUCGUUAAGAUCAUUAAAUUGCUUCUUAAAGCUGGAGCAGAUAUUGAUAUCCCCGCCACCAAGAGUUGUAUGUACAUGACACCGCUGAUAUGCGCCAGCAAGUUUGACUCCUUCGACGCUUGCCGAGCUCUCAUUCAAAAUGGCGCCCAAAUAACAAGGCAAACCUGCAACGGUCAGUCGCCUUUACAUUAUGCUUCACGAAAAGGACAUACACGAGUUCUUGAGAUUCUGUUAAAUGAAGGAGGAGCUCAUGUGGACCAGGAAGAUAACGACAAAGCUACUCCACUGCACACUGCAGCACAAGCCGGGCAGAUAGAAGUCAUAAGGAAACUGAUGUUCUAUAGAGCAGACAUGGUUCGUAGGGACAAUGACGGUUACAUACCGCUACACCUUGCGGCACGUGAAGGCCACGUGGAGUCCUUCAGGGAAUUGCUCAAAAAAGCCAAAAGUGGUGGUCUGUCAACAAAAACAUUGUUAAACAGCCCUGAUAAUUACGGAAAUGUCUGCCUACAUCUAGCGGUAAAACAUGGACACGUGGAGAUCGUGGAGUUAUGUUUGGAGUCUGGGGCAGACAUAAGUACAGCACAGGAGGAUUUUUCCACUCCGAUCCACUUAGCUUGUAGUCAUGGAAACCUGGACAUAACAAAGCUGUUGGUUGAACAUGGUGCAAAGAUUGAAAGCGAAGAUGGAGACGGCUUAACACCUUUAUUAAGGGCUUCACUUGGAGGGCACGUCCCAAUCAUCGAGUUUCUUCUUGAACAAGGAGCUCAGCUUUAUCCAGUCCGGGAGAAUUGCAGCCCUUCUCCCUUAAUGUGUGCUGUGAAACGAAGCCAACACAAUGCCGUCAGAUAUUUCUUGGAACGCGGUUAUCCGCUGAAAUAUAAAGAUCUGAACUGGAGAACCGUCCUUCAUGUAGCGGUGGCCUGUGCUGAUAUCGAAACUGUGGACUUAAUCUUAGAGAAUGGAGGUCAUAGCCUUUUGGAGAGCAAAGACCAGUAUGGGAAGACAGCAAUACACUAUGCUGCCGCCACCUGUAAUGUAGAUAUAGUCAACCGUUUGAUCCUUGUGGGAGCUGAUGUCAGGGCAAAAGACAACGAAGAAAGAAUAGCUCUCCACUUUGCUGCAGAGGCUGGAGCCUUUGGCGCCGUGCAAUCACUUCUAGGUGCAUGCCCAGAGUCUGUAAAUGAUAUUGACUACGGCUCCUGCACGCCUCUCCAUUUUGCCGCAGCUAAGGGAAGAGAUAAAGUAGCGACUAAUUUGUUACAAAAUGGCGCUGAAGUUGACUACAGGGAUGAUGAACGCUAUACACCGUUAUUUCAUGCAACAAUAUGCGGCUGCUCUGCGACGAUGGAUACGUUACUGUAUUUUGGCGCAGAUAUCAAUGCUCUGGAGAAGAGUCGAAAACCUCCGUUGAUAUUUGCAGCAUUUUUCAAACACAACAACAAUUUUCGAAAGCUCGUUCGAUUGGGAGCAGACAUAACAAUAGUAUCAACGACAGGGUACAACUGCCUGGAUGCCGCCAUCAAGGCUGGAAACAAGGAAGUCUGUAUGGAAAUUAUUAAACACGAAAAUUGGCGAGAAGUCUUUAGCAACACAAAGUGUGAGGGUGUGUCUCCCAUGCGGCGACUCAUUGAACGGUUUCCAGACGUCGCCAAACUUGUACUGGACAAAUGUAUCGAGCAUUCGCCACUUCUGGACACAGAUCCAAAUUAUACGAUCACAUUGGACUUCAGUUUCAUUUUUCCAAACUCGGAUGAGGAAUUUGACUUCAACCAAGAACGAUAUAAUGGACUAAAGACUAUGUUAGAUUCUGGCCGUGAAGAACUUUUGUUUCAUCCUCUCACCAGGGAGCUGGUGCGAAUGAAAUGGCGGCAGAUUGGUCUGACUGUGUUUUUCACGGGAGCAAUCUUAUAUUUAACAUUCGUGUCCGUAUUUUCCCAGUACCUUUACUGCAACAGCCCUGUUUCUCAUGGCAAGAUACACUGCAAUGGUAGCCGGGAGUAUUCACAAGAUUUAAAAUGCCAUGAACAGAAGAAACACUGCAGUGAUAGCUGGAUGUAUUCAGAAGAGAUUUUUCUGCUCGUUUUCUGUACUUCUAACUUGCUUUUGGAAGCUUAUCAACUCUUUAACGAGCGCUGGCUGUAUUUUGACCUGACCAAUUUCUUGGAAGUUUCCACUUAUGUGACAACAAUUAUCGCCGUUGCCCCUCCAAAUGGAUCUGUAGUUGAGGGAGAAUACCAGUGGGCUGUUGGGAUCAUUGCACUGUUAAUAGCAUUCUUCGCCAUGCUUGUGCAACUCCAACUACUUUUCUGCUCGGGUAUCUACGUCACAAUGCUCUUUGAGGUCCUUAACUCUGUUUACAAGGUGACCGUAAUGUUUUCGGUGCUGAUUGUGGCUUAUGGACUGAUAUUUUACCUGCUCUUAGGAGACGAGUUGUCAUACACGUCCCCGUACAUGUCAGUUCUGAAAGUGUUCGACAUGAUGGCUGGAGGAGUCGAGUUCAACCAUUACUUUGUGGAGAAUUUGAAUCUUCGUAUGCCAGAUCUGGCUCGCUUCAUUUGUUUCACAUUCAUCCUUGUUAUGUCCAUCUCGCUUAUGAACCUCUUAAUUGGGUUGGCUGUUGGAGACAUUGAGUCUGUACAAAAAAAUGCCGAGCUCAAACGACUUAAGACACAGAUAGAAUCGCUGUCUGAAUUUGAAAAGAAGCUGCCAUCUAAAAUGAAAGAUCGCCUAUAUUCGCCUAAGCUGGUUCUUUGGCCAAACUCGGGAUCCAUGUCUUUUGUGAGCAAAUUAACGUGGUCUCUGGGACUAGUAGAUUACGCUCCGGUUCGAAUGAUGGAAAAAACUAAGCCAUCCCAUGAAGAAGACAAGAUGAAAGAGCUUCAAGAACAACUCAGAACGCAACAAGAAAGUCUUUAUACGUUGCGGAAGGAGUUGCGAUCUCAAAGAACGAUCCUUGAGGACAUUUCGAUCAACAUGGGAGCGAGAUCAUCACAAAUUAACAGAACAAAUCUUAUGGAUGAUUUCUGAGACCUGACGUAGAUUAAGUGUCAUAAUUGACCUCUGAGAAAAACCGUUUGUUCACUCAUUAAAUGUGAAUGCAAUUAACGCAUUAAUUAAAAUACAUCCAUCAUGGAUACUUAACCAAUUCUGAUGAAACUUCAUUUUAAUUAAUUUUAAUUGGCUUUAAAAAGCCAACAGAAAAUAAUAACUUACAGGUUUGGAUGAAAUGACUAACAUGUCGCAAUUGUCCAAGAUAACUGUGAAAAAAAAAAA